This is a messenger RNA of Dendroctonus ponderosae (mountain pine beetle), 1391 nucleotides long. RefSeq names its product homeobox protein MSX-3 (gene Msh). Gene Ontology annotation, molecular function: RNA polymerase II transcription regulatory region sequence-specific DNA binding; DNA-binding transcription factor activity, RNA polymerase II-specific. The transcript is spliced from 3 exons. Gene Ontology annotation, biological process: regulation of transcription by RNA polymerase II; embryonic morphogenesis. NCBI's taxonomy places the organism in Eukaryota, Metazoa, Arthropoda, Insecta, Coleoptera, Curculionidae. The coding region runs from base 160 to 960 and encodes 266 amino acids. Gene Ontology annotation, cellular component: nucleus. The record is from RefSeq and is a predicted model, not a curated record.
CGUCCACGAACUCUUCAGUAUGCGGCGGCAGCUUUGCGGAGAAACAGCACAAAAAAAAUCAAGAACUUGUACUGCGACGGUUCAGUUUCAGUGCCACCAGCCAAAAGCCAUUCAGUGAAAGUGUUCCAUUCGAUUUGACUGUUUUUCGCUGUGAAGCAGAUGAUUUGCUCCAUGGAGGACUCGAAAAUCGACAUAAAGUCAAAAAUUUCGUUCAGUGUUGAGUCGUUGCUGAGUAAACCAGUGGCGGUGGUCAAUGAGCGGCUGCGGGACGAUUCGUCCAAUUACUCGGAGAAUGAGGAGAAUCGACUGGACACGUCCAGUGAGAAACUGGACGAGGACGACGAUGACGAAAACAUUACGGUUGAUGAUGAAGACAUGGAUGGGGACGGCAGAGAGAGCUUGAGUCCCAACUCACAACACACGGUGAUCAUUCCACAGCCUUUGCAUCCUUCCAUGGCGCGGAUAAUGCCCGCGGGUCACACACAGUGGCCUUUUUCUUGGGUUGGACCCAACGGACCUUUCAGAUCGAACUCACCACAAGCUAAUAUUCCCACUUUGGGAAGCGGAGGGCCUCCAAUCGUCCGAUGCGCCCUAAGGAAACACAAACCCAACAGGAAACCGCGCACACCAUUCACCACUCAACAACUUCUGGCGCUGGAGAAGAAAUUUCGGGACAAGCAAUACUUGAGUAUUGCUGAAAGAGCCGAGUUCUCCAGCUCGUUGCGAUUGACGGAAACACAAGUUAAAAUCUGGUUCCAAAAUCGCAGAGCGAAAGCCAAGCGACUUCAAGAAGCCGAAAUGGAAAAGUUGCGACUAUCAGCACGACCGCUCCUGCCAUCUACUUUUGGGAUUUUCAAUGGGGGCGCCACUCUGAUCUCCCCAUUUUUGACUGCGAUGGCCCAUCGACCGCCCCAUUUCGCCUUCGGGCCGCCCCCUCACAUGCUCAAUAUGCCUCAAUGAGAACCUCAAAUGUGAUUUUUUCCUGUGCCCGCUGAUAACCGUCAGUGGACAUGCCCUGUACAUUAGUGUAGAAAUGUAUAUUUUGUAAAUAGACGCGCUGUUCUGAACCCUCAAUUGACCAACUGUAUAAACUGUUUAUGUUAGGAGCUUGUUAAGUUCAGAAGUUCACAAAGUGAUUAUCUAUUAUUCGCAAUCUACUGUAAAAUAGCCUACUAAUCUAUAGAGAAUGUAAUUGUUCGUACUGAGUGCAAUACAUCUAAGCAAUCGAUGGGUUGAGUUGAAGUUUCUUGAUAAUUUUUUAAAAGACUGAUUAGCACUUGAUUUUAUUUAUUUUGUAUAUAUUCGGUUUAAGUUGUUUUCCCCUUGUACAAAAGUUGUUGUACAGCUCUGUAUAUUGCUAGAGAUAAUAAAUAAUAGUUGUUUUCAUUAGA